This is a messenger RNA of Arachis ipaensis, 973 nucleotides long. RefSeq lists its product as uncharacterized. Lineage: Eukaryota; Viridiplantae; Streptophyta; Magnoliopsida; Fabales; Fabaceae. The record is from RefSeq and is a predicted model, not a curated record.
ACACCAUCAACAAUAAUCAAUCUAACUAACAAUAACACAAACUCAAAAAUAGUCAAACAUCAAAUUCCAUAUCUAAUUAUCUCUCUCUCUCUAUAUAUAUAUUACAUAGAUAGAGAGUUGUGUAUGUCCUUCAAUAACUCACACACACACAUAUUAAGAAGCAUUGUUCAUUUGGAAAUUAAGAUGGAUUUUGAGAACCAAAGUGAUGAGAGAGCAGUGAUGAGUAAGAUUCUGUCAAGAAGAUCGUCGGUGGGGUGCUCGUCUCGUCUCUCAUACUACCGUAGUGGCGGCGGAGAAGGAGGGGUUCCGUUCAAAUGGGAAAAGCAACCCGGGGUUGCGAAAGAGAAGUCACCGGAGAAAGUGAUUCCUCCGCUGACUCCUCCGCCGGCACUUGUCAGCCUUGGCCUCCCAAAGCCAUGCAUCCACUAUGAACCCAAUAAACACACCAAGCUCAUGAGGCUUCGAUUUUGGAAGAAGAGGGGAAGAAGAAUAACGAUGAGGAGCAAGAAAGCACAGCGAGAAUGUAAUAACAAUGAAGGUGGUUGUUGUUGUUAUGACGAGGAUGUUGGUUUCUUGAAUAAUAAUGUAGAUUACAGCUCGGAUUCAGAAUCAACAAUGAUGACAUCAUCGUCACCACGUGGCUCAGUGUUGUCUUACUCUUCGUUUUCUUCUUGUUCUUGUUCUUCGUCUUCAUCUUCUUUAGCUAAGAGUACGAGGGAAAGGGUGAUUUAUGGAAGACCCUUCAACUUGGGUUGCUUCCCUAACGUGCGUGUUAUGGUUUCCAUUGCGAGGCGAGAGUAGCGUUGUUUGUAAUGUUAUAUCUUAGGUAAAAACUCUGGUGAAGUUGAUUUCACUUGAAGUUGAUAUCUAAAAGCCGUUAAAUAAAAAUUUAGUCAAACCAGUCAAAUCAGAUAACGGUUCUCAGGUAGACUGCAGUUAAGUUUCCACUUAUAUCUUAAUAAGUUCUGAUUUA